AUGUCGUUGGCGUGCACUCGGGCACCGAAAGAAAAAUCGAGGAGUUAUUUUUGUGGAUUUUACGCAGUAUUACGGUCGUCGAGACUCUUUGCUCAUUUAGAACAGAGACACAGACAGGGUGAAAUAGAUAAUUGCUGGCUUCUAGGUGAUUCUGCAUACCCCCUUCUACCUUUUCUAUUGACGCCAAAAUUAAAUGAAGAAGAAGGAACUCCAGGUGCAAGAUACACAGAUCAUCAUGUUCGGACUCGUGUGGCUAUAGAGCGUUGUUUCGGCAUUUUAAAAGGUUGCUGGCGUUGUUUACGGAAGGAACGAGCCUUACAUUAUCGUCCACAAUUCGCAGCUCUUAUUGUCAAUGCUUGUUGCGUUCUGCAUAAUAUGGCGAUCAAAUGGGGGAUUCCUUGUGAUGAAAUACAUCUGGAUGAAUUAGAUAUAGCACCACCGAUACCAUAUCAUGAUAUUAACGAAGAACGUGGAGAACAAACCCGAAAUCGUGUGAUCCAAUGGUAUUUCACAAAUUGACUC
This is a messenger RNA of Trachymyrmex cornetzi, 522 nucleotides long. Its product is annotated as putative nuclease HARBI1. Bases 1 to 519 code for a protein of 172 amino acids. The transcript has 4 exons. Lineage: Eukaryota; Metazoa; Arthropoda; Insecta; Hymenoptera; Formicidae. The record is from RefSeq and is a predicted model, not a curated record.